Molecule: messenger RNA, 1596 nt
Organism: Linepithema humile (Argentine ant)
Lineage: Eukaryota; Metazoa; Arthropoda; Insecta; Hymenoptera; Formicidae
Product: alpha/beta hydrolase domain-containing protein 17B
Biological process (GO): protein depalmitoylation
Cellular component (GO): plasma membrane; endosome membrane
Molecular function (GO): palmitoyl-(protein) hydrolase activity
Source: RefSeq, a predicted model, not a curated record
CCCGUCGGCGAAGCUUCGGUAACACGAGCACGAAUGCGACGCUAGCGAGCGGUACCGCGAUCCCCGUCUCUAUCCCGCGCCUUGUCUCACCUGACACAAUGAAAGUACGCAACGCAGGGUGAGAGGGGAGGACACGGUGUUCGCGAAAAAGAGAAGGAGAAAGAAAGAACAAGGGAAGGUGGGAGAGAAAUCGUCCGUCUCUGCGAGUCGUCAUGGCUGAAUCAUUGUGAGCGAUCUUCGCAUAGGAAACCGAUAACAAAUGACGCCGCGUGUGUGAUUCACUAGGUAGAAAAAAAGAGUGUCCGUUUCUCGCGCGGCACAGUGGUGUGGCUCGACACCCGGAUCCCCUCGUUCGAUUCGACUCAGUGUGCGAGGUCCGAUCGCCGGACACCUCGAUGCCGAGGCUUCACGAAGAGGAGACGUGAUACAAAGACGGUGGUUUUGUGCGUGCGUGGUGCAAGACUGUCAUUACGUCCGGUUGUGCUACACCAUGAACGGGUUAAGUCUGAGUGAACUGUGUUGCCUGUUCUGCUGUCCGCCCUGCCCGUCCAGAAUCGCCGACAAGCUGGCCUUCCUGCCGCCCGAGCCCACGUACUCGUUCGUCGAGGACGAGGGCUCCAAGUUCACCAUCUCCCUGUCGGAGCGCGCCGAGUGGCAGUACUCCGAGCGUGAGAAGGAAGCUGUGGAGGGCUUCUACGCAAGGACGUCGCGCGGCAAUCGCAUAGCAUGCCUGUUCGUGCGGUGCUCGGCGACCGCGCGCUUCACCAUCCUCUUCUCCCACGGCAAUGCUGUCGACCUCGGCCAGAUGUCGAGCUUCUACUUGGGGCUGGGCUCCCGCAUAAACUGCAACAUCUUCAGCUACGACUACUCGGGCUACGGGGUGUCAGGCGGCAAGGCGUCCGAGAAGAAUCUCUACGCGGACAUCGAUGCCGCGUGGCACGCGCUGCGUACGCGUUAUGGUAUCAGCCCCGAGAACAUAAUACUCUACGGACAGAGCAUCGGCACGGUGCCCACUGUCGAUCUCGCUGCGAGAUACGAGGUCGGCGCGGUCGUGCUGCAUUCGCCGCUUAUGUCCGGUAUGCGAGUCGCGUUUCCGAAAACCAAAAGGACUUGGUUCUUCGACGCUUUCACCAGCAUAGAUAAAGUGCCGAAGGUGACAUCCCCUGUUCUGGUUAUUCACGGUACCGAAGAUGAAGUUAUAAAUUUUAGUCACGGUCUAGCGAUUUACGAAAGAUGUCCACGAGCAGUAGAACCACUAUGGGUUGAGGGUGCCGGCCAUAAUGAUGUAGAGUUGUUCAAUCAGUAUCUCGAACGAUUGAAACAAUUUGUAAACGUGGAAUUGGUAAACUGACGGCGACUCAGCCUCUCCCAGAGUCAGGGGGGGCAAGGAGGGGGCCAUACGCAUGCGAGCAGCCAAGGACGUACCAUUUCCAACAACUCCAACACCAUUAGCUCCAUUUCGACGAGUUCUCCUACGGAGAAGCUUGUCUAGCAGUCGCCUCCCACAGGGGAGAAGACGCCUGUCCUUCCCUGUGACGAAGAAUCAUCCUUCGCCUCUGUAGAUGAUGUUUUCUUCUUUUGCGAGCAACAACAGAC